This is a messenger RNA of Stylophora pistillata, 662 nucleotides long. Its product is annotated as small ribosomal subunit protein uS17m. Gene Ontology annotation, biological process: mitochondrial translation. Gene Ontology annotation, cellular component: ribosome; mitochondrial small ribosomal subunit. NCBI's taxonomy places the organism in Eukaryota, Metazoa, Cnidaria, Anthozoa, Scleractinia, Pocilloporidae. The record is from RefSeq and is a predicted model, not a curated record. Gene Ontology annotation, molecular function: structural constituent of ribosome.
AGAAAUCCAACAUGGCGCAGUUCGUGGGAACAGUCAUUGGAACCAAGAUGAACAAAACAGCAAAGGUCUUGGUUACCAGACUGGCCUUGUAUAACAAACUUAAAACUUUCUUUAAUGAAAGAAAAGUGUACUUUGCCCAUGAUGAAAAUGAUGAGUGUGCAAGAGGGGACCUUGUGAUCAUCAAGGAAUGUCAAAGGUUGAGCAAGAAGAAAUAUUUUACUGUGACAGAGAUAGUUGACAAAGUCCCAAGAGUGGUUGAUCCUGAGACUGGACAGAUUAUUGUGCAAGAUAAUAGAGAAUGAGACUGUUCUAGGUAUAAAUAUUUUCCCACACAAAACAGGAGAUCAUAUUAUGGAGUAUGGAGGUGACUUCUGAAUGGGAAGAAGGGCAAUUGAAGCAACAUUUUGCCCUUAAAAAAAAAAAAAACUUUGACUCAUCACUGUCAAUGUAUUAGCAAUAAUUACUGCAGGGCAACAACAAUGUUUACAAGGUCUCACUACAGUCCAUAAGAUUGUUAUUUCUCCCUGAAGAAUUGUGUUGUUUUUGCAUUUGCAACAAGUGAGGAAGUCCUUAAACACAAAGGCGCACUAUAAAAGGAGCCUUAGGUCCCACUGAACCAUUUGUCAAUCAACCGUCGUAUGAUGUAGAACUCUUAGAGUCAA